Molecule: messenger RNA, 1030 nt
Organism: Vitrella brassicaformis
Lineage: Eukaryota; Vitrellaceae
Source: the annotation of a GenBank genome assembly
CGACUCUUUGAUUGACAGCGUUGGCGUGUCCCUGUACGAGUCAUCUAUCCAUCAAGUUCUGCUACACAAACAUCUAUACAUUGCCCAACACACGUGUCCCAUUCACACUCACAGCCAGAGAAAAAAGUCGAUUGUCGUUACGUAUCCAUGCAGCUAUCCACAUCGCGGGGCGUGCAUCGCAUGAGGUUCUUCGCACCUCAACAAAAAGACACGACGCAACUCCCCCCGUCCGUUCAUCUCGCAUCCACCCAUCUACCCACCCAUUCACUCUCAUCUCUUCACCACAUGCCAAGCCCCCUCCACUCAUCGCUGUGGUUGCCUUCCAUCAGCAUGCACAGCAGCGCCCUCGUCUCCUCAGGCCGCACAAACUGCGGCUCGUAUCGCACCAUAUAUAGGCACACGGAAGGGGAGGACGGCUGGCCCAUCCACGAGGAGUGGGGAGAGGGGUAGGCCUGGGGCAGCAGCGGGGUGCGAGGGGGGCCGCUGCAGGGGGGCGUGAAGCCUUCGCUGUCGUCAAAGCUGGGCUGGCUGUGGAGGGGGGACUGUGACGUCACGUGAUAGAGCUCAUUUCGCCACCCUGACACAACAAUCCAGUCGCCCUCCUGGGGGAGGAGGACCAAGAGAAAGAAACAGCAUCCGACAGUCGUCACCUAUAUAUAGGGCUUUCUUUCUUCCCGCUCACGUCAGCAGCGAAGAAGCGUCCACUCACAAAGGCACUGUGGAUGUCGCUCAUCACCCUGACACAGACAAAAGACGUACACAACGACAGUGGUAACAUUUGCUGUGCAGGACAGUCCCCUCACACCGUCCUUGUGUGGUCUGACCCGUUGUCCAGUUUCUCUGCUUCAGCGUCGGAUCUGACGAAGAGGAAGACCUUGGAGCCGUCCGACAAGAAAGCCACAGGCUCCACCACUAAGCAAGGCGCCCUCCUCGUGUCCAUUCACUGAGGGAGACUGAAAGUUCUUGACAAGCGGCUCAGCUUCCACGUUGAGUCUGGCAUUCUUCACUGUGGUGUUUCCCCCUCCCCCUC